AUGGAAGAUAUCAUUUCCACGCAAUAUCAGCUUAUGCAAAGCAUUGAAAAUGUUCACACCAACUUUAAAAAAGAUGGUGCUGAACGGAAGACAUACUCUAACAUCCAGAGGCGUAUAUCAACUCUAGAAGCAUAUUGGAACGAAUUUAACGGCAAUCAUAUGCAGCUUAUUGACUAUCAAAACGUUGAACAUGACUACUUCAAGCACAACUGCUAUCAGAAAACUAAUGAUUAUUAUCAAGACUUGGUAAGGUACCUACAUCUGUACUCCUUAUUUGCGGAAAAUCCUUCUGUUAACCAAAUGCCCGAGAAACCGCAGUUUGGCAAGUUACAAUUAUUUGAAACUUAUAUUCUAAAGCCAUCAGCGUCGCCUGCUAGGAGAAGUGGUAUAAAAACGUUAGCUACCGCAUCGUCAGACAACGACGCCUUGGGAGAUGUUCCUGAGAUACCAGUACCGCAACUAAGACCACAACAAAGCUCUCGUUCAAAAGAAAUGAAAAGCAGCAGCACCUGUAGCAAAUUAGACGAAAUGCUUCGCAAGCAAAAAAGUAAUUUGAAGGCUUUUUCAAGAACGAUCGCUAACAUCGACUUCAACAGCAUCGCUGAAAAAUGGGAAUUCGAAGACACAUUAAAGCACAUCGAAUCACGCUGGUCAACUAUAGACAAUUUACACUGGGAAAUCGACAGUGAGCUGUAUGAAGAAGAUAAAGAAUAUGAGCAUUCCUUUAAUAUUUACGAGCGGGAAUAUACUGAAAUCAAAAAGGCUUUAAAUCAAAAAAUGUGGUCAGCAUCGUUUAGAACACAAUCAACUCCAACUAUGGACAUACCAACCUUCCACGGGGAUUAUCAUAAAUGGAAUUCGUUUAAGGAUCUAUUUUUAGAAACUAUUCAUAAAAACCGUUCCAUGUCUAAUGCGCAGAAAAUGCAGUUCUCGAAAAGCAAGGUCAAAGGAGAAGCUGAAAAACUCAUACAACAUUUAAACAUCAGUAUAGAAAACUAUCAAAUUUGUUGGGACAUUCUGAGUCACCGGUUCAACAACAAAAAAUUAAUAUUCAGCUCUCAUAUCAAUACCAUAUUAAAUUUACCAGCAAUGUCAAUUCAAGCAGCAGCAUUUAUCAAGAAAAUUCACGAUACCGCCAAUGAAUGCUUGAAUGCCAUAAGGUCGCUUGGAGUCGACAUCACUACGUGGGAUCCUCUAGUCGUUCAUAUACUUUCUCAAAAAUUAGACCAAGAGACACAUCAAGAUUACAUAGAGUCGUUAAAAAACCCUAGAGAAUUACCUACGCUGGCCGAAUUUUUCGAGUUUUUAGAAACGAAAUUCACCUCUCUAGAAGCUUCGAAACGUAAGCAAGAUAGUAUUGCGCAAAAAUCAACCUCGCAAUAUUCGUCAGUUAGGGCAAAAAAUCAUAAGCACAAUCAGCAAAAUAAUUAUAAUAAUUACAAUAAAUAUUUUACUAACAACGCAUAUCAACCGAACAAACACAUUUCGAAAUCAUUACUUGUUUCGUCAGCAGUGCAAUGCCCUCAAUACAAAGGGAGACACGGCAUUUUCAACUGUAAAGAAUUUCUAGAAAUGUCAACUGACAACAAGUUAAAGACUGUCUAUGGCCUACGACUCUGCGUCAACUGUUUGCAUGAUCACAAGGGAAGCAAAUGCAUCUCAACCAGGACAUGUAAUAAAUGUACAAAACAGCAUAACACCUUACUGCAUAACGCGUUCAGCUAUUCGUCACGAGCAGAAGCCGGUCACUCGGACAAAGUCAAUGUAUCUCAGCAGAAAGCAGCGGGAAUCCUUCUUGCAACAGCAUUAAUCAAAGUUACAGCCGUCGAUGGUACGCAUCACAUCAUGCGAGCGCUUAUUGAUCAAGGAUCUCAAAUAUCUCUCAUCACUGAGAACGCAGCGCAGCGACUACUAUUGCCCCGUCGUCGUUGCAAAGGCGUAGUACUUGGACUAGGUUCUCAGGGAAAUAAUAGCAAAGGGUCCAUACAAAUAACAGCAUCAGCAAUAAACAGCGAAUUCACGUUCAGCACGACAGCAAUCAUAAUGAACACACUUAUCAGUAAUCUUCCGAAUCUGUCAUUCCCUAAACCAACAUGGUCGCAUAUAGAGCACAUUCAAUUAGCGGACCCCGAGUUUUAUAUUAGUAAACCGAUAGACCUGCUACUAGGGGCCGACAUUUAUUCCCUUAUUAUGAUGGGAGGAUUGAUUAAGGGAGAUAAUGAAUCACAACCCAUUGCGCAACAAACUCAACUUGGCUGGUUGCUAUGCGCUAACGUUAAAACUUAUCAAUGUAAUGUGAUAUUAACAAACACAGAAGAUAUACAAAGAUUUUGGUCAAUCGAAGAUAUCGGGAGUACUUCUGGAAUCAUUUCAUCGGAAGAUCAUCAUUGUAUCAAGCAUUAUAACGAACACACAACACGUCAGCCAGACGGUCGAUACAUCGUAAAACUCCCUAUGAAACCAGACGCCAUGGAAAAAUUAGGAGAGUCUAAGCAGAGAGCAACAGCACAGUUUCUUCGGUUGGAGAGGAAACUUACAAAGAACAAAAAAUUAUUACACGAAUACUCGGCUUUUAUUGACGAGUACAUUACGUUAGGUCAUAUGGAAAAAGUAAGCAGAAUCGACAGUAAUCAGAAACCGUCGUAUUAUUUACCGCACCAUUGUGUCAUUCGCCCCGACUCCGCUACGACAAAACUGCGAGUCGUUUUCAAUGCGUCAUCACCUACGUCAUCGGGACUUAGUCUAAACGACUUAAUGUUCAGCGGCCCUAACUUGCAGAGAGACUUAUUAUCUUUAAUUUUAAAAUGGAUAUAG
This is a messenger RNA of Vanessa tameamea, 2814 nucleotides long. RefSeq lists its product as uncharacterized. The coding region runs from base 1 to 2814 and encodes 937 amino acids. The transcript has a single exon. Lineage: Eukaryota; Metazoa; Arthropoda; Insecta; Lepidoptera; Nymphalidae. The record is from RefSeq and is a predicted model, not a curated record.